AUGCCAGAUGGCGCCUUGUCUUUUGUACAAUUAGCACCUGCGGGGGGAAAAUGGCCGGGACAUUUCAAGAUGAAUAAGAGGGGGAUCUGGUCGCUGUAA
Messenger RNA from Colletotrichum paranaense, 99 nucleotides. RefSeq lists its product as uncharacterized. The coding region runs from base 1 to 99 and encodes 32 amino acids. NCBI's taxonomy places the organism in Eukaryota, Fungi, Ascomycota, Sordariomycetes, Glomerellales, Glomerellaceae. The record is from RefSeq and is a predicted model, not a curated record. The transcript has a single exon.